Messenger RNA from Asparagus officinalis (garden asparagus), 752 nucleotides. RefSeq lists its product as uncharacterized. Bases 53 to 622 code for a protein of 189 amino acids. The transcript has 2 exons. NCBI's taxonomy places the organism in Eukaryota, Viridiplantae, Streptophyta, Magnoliopsida, Asparagales, Asparagaceae. The record is from RefSeq and is a predicted model, not a curated record.
GCAUCGCCCAAAUUCUCCAUUCUCUCCCAGGACGACCGACGAUAUAUAAAUCAUGCUCCUCCGGCAAUCUCCGCCGGCGAUCCGAAAGCUACCCGACCCGAUAAGAUCCAUGGUUGCGGGUUGGGCCAGCCCAUUAGAACGAAACCCGCAGUCUCCGAAAGGUUGGAAGAAUCGCGAGUCGGACGGUAUCGGGUUGGGUGUGGUGUUGGUAACCCGACCCAAUAAGGUGCGAUGCGCACCGGAACCGAUUAGUAUCGGUUCCUACGGGAGAGCUUAUCAAUUUGGGCGCAGACGGAGUGCUUGUGAUGAGAACGGAGCGGAGAAGGAUCGCGGGUUAUUUUAUCGGUCGUCGAAGGCGACGGCCGGCGAUAUUUUAGGAGGUUUCCGGCCGGCGGAGUUUCUCAACUUUUGCUAUUUGUGUCGGAAGAAGUUGCAUGGGAAGGACAUUUACAUGUACAGAGGAGAGAAAGCAUUUUGUAGCGUUGAGUGUCGAUGUCAACAAAUCGCAAGCGACGAGUUCCACGAAAAGUGCAGAUCUGAAGCCUUGAGAGCUUGCGAUGCCUCAAGAUCAUCUUGUACCGAUGAUCAUCGGCUCUUUUUUACGGCCAUCUCUAUAGCAUAGCUACAGCGAGGAAAAAAAAUUUAUGUAGAGAAAUUUUUGUAACGCAAAGUUUGGUUAGCUAUCAACUUUUUUGUCAUAAAAAUAAUAAUAAUAUGGCGUAGUUGACCGAGCAAUGAAAACACAUUCCAGU